UUGACACUUAUCGUUACAAAAAUAUUCGCAAACGUUGUCGAAAGUGUUGUCGAUGCGUUGCGCAGUGUUUAGUUUAUUGUUUAUUAACAGGCGCCAAGAUGGAUUUCGCCAGCGUACUUAAUAAGAGCGAGCCACACCAGCGCACCAUCAUACACCUGGACAUGGACUAUUUCUAUGCCCAAGUGGAGGAGUUGCGUAAUCCCUCUCUGCGCACCCAACCCCUGGCCGUGCAGCAGAAGAACAUUGUGGUCACGUGCAACUAUGUGGCCCGAGCGAGAGGCGUUGCCAAGCUGAUGCUUGUCGUGGAGGCGAAACGUCUUUGCGCUGACCUAGUGCUGGUCAAUGGCGAGGAUCUGGCCCCAUAUCGACUAAUGUCCCAAAAGAUCUUCGAUCUGCUGCUCAACUAUACGCCCGACGUCGAGAAGCUGGGUUUCGAUGAGAACUACAUGGAUGUCACAUCGUUGGUGGAACUGAGACAGGCACACGCAGCCGAUGCCCAGUUCAAGCCACCUGUGGGACACAUUUACCCAGCGGACGGCACUCCGCUGACUGCCUGCAGCUGCGGCUGCGCCCAACGACUGGCCAUAGGCACGCGAAUAGCCCAGGAGAUACGCGACGAACUGCACCUGCGGCUGGGCAUCACCUGUUGUGCGGGCAUUGCCUACAACAAGCUGCUGGCCAAACUCGUGGGCAGCCGCCACAAGCCCAACCAGCAGACGGUGCUGGUGUCCACGUAUGCGGAGCAGUUCAUGCGCGAGCUGAACGACUUGCACAGCGUCACGGGCAUUGGCCAGAAGACGCAAACGCUACUGCAGGAGGCGGGCAUUACCAGCGUGGAGCAACUUCAGAACUGCGACAUGGACUUUAUGCGCAAGAAGUUCGGCUUCGAGACGGCGACAAAGCUGCGCGACUUGGCACUGGGCCGCGAUGCCAGCUGCGUGCGGCCGACAGGCAAACCCAAGACUAUCAGCGUUGAGGAUGCCUGCAAGACCAUAUCGGUGCACACGGAUGUCACGGACAAGUUUCGCAUGUUGCUCAAGCGACUGAUGGAGCAGGUGGCCGAGGACGGUCGCAUUCCCAUUGCCAUCAAGGUGGUGCUGCGUAAAUUUGAUCCCCAGAAGAAGAGCAGCCAUCGCGAGACCAAGCAGGCGAACAUACUGCCCUCGCUCUUCAAGGCCUCGGUCUGUGCCGGCGAGACGGGCGUCUGCAAAGUGCAGCUGGCUGAUGGAGCAUUGGACAAGCUGCUCAAGAUCAUAAUGCGUCUCUUUGAGCGCAUUGUGGAUCUGAAUAAACCCUUCAACAUCACACUGAUUGGCCUGGCCUUCUCCAAGUUUCAGGAACGCAAGGUUGGCUCCUCGUCGAUAGCAAAUUUUCUCAUUAAAAAGGCCGACCUGGAGGUGCAGUCAAUCACUUCUCUAACAAAUACGAGUCUCACUAGUCCUACGUCGGAGAGCAGUCCGUCAGCAAUGAGCGGCGACGAGGCCGCCUUUCGUUCCUCCCCCACCACAUUCAAGCCCAGUGAUCAGUUCUAUAGAAGACGCGCCACCACAGCGUCUCCCGUGCCCAUGCUCCUGGACAAUGGCUCGGAAUCGGCAGCCACCAACUCGGAUUUCAGUGAUUUCUCCGAAACGGAGGUGGAGCCCUCGCCCAAGAAGAGCCGCAUUGGCCGCGUGCUGGUGUCGAAGCGCAGUCGCCUCGCCGGCGAUGUGGCGGACACGGCUGCCGAUGUGGCCUCGCCGAGCAAACUGCGCGUUUGCGAUCUGCGACUCAACUCACGUGACAGCGAAAAGGAUUUUCCCAUGAGCCCGAUUGCGGCAUCUACAUCGGGAUCGUCCAGUGCGCCGCGCUUUCGCACAAUUCAGCCGCCCAACACGCUGGUGAAUCGAAUCGAUGGCAGUCUCCGCUUCAUACCCGCACGCACGGCCAGCCGCCUUAGUUCGAAUGCCAGCUCGACGGCAUCCUCGCCGCUGCCCUCGCCCAUGGAUGAUACGGUCAGUGCGCCCAGCACUCCCACCCUGACACCAGCGUUGCAGGAGGCGGCCCAAGCGCCCAGUGUGGGCAGUGCAACCACGGAGGCGGCAACGGGCGAUUCCCUGGCGCAUCUGGCCUGUCCCGCCGGUGUGGAUGCUCAGGUCUUCAAGGAGCUGCCCGUUGAGCUGCAAAACGAAUUGAUUGCCUCGUGGCGCAGCUCGCUAGUGGUAGCUGCAGCCAAUGCCGUGGAGCAGGCGACAACGAGCAGCGGCAGCUCGGCCAGUGCGGACAGCAGCAGCAGCAGCAGCGGRGCCGGAGGCAGCAGCACCACCACGCAGAAGAAUACCCUAUAUCGUUAUUUCCUGAGGAACAAGUGAUGUUGUAGCCGCGUUCAACGCAAACUCUGCCUAAUUAAGAUUAAAAACGAAACACAUAUACACUAUAUUAUAUAUACACAUAUAUAUUUUGAUAGGUUUGUGGUAUUAGAAUAAACUGUUGAUGAAAUUCCCG
Drosophila arizonae is the source of this 2481-nucleotide messenger RNA. It is a transcript of the gene PolI, whose product is annotated as DNA polymerase iota. The record is from RefSeq and is a predicted model, not a curated record. NCBI's taxonomy places the organism in Eukaryota, Metazoa, Arthropoda, Insecta, Diptera, Drosophilidae. Gene Ontology annotation, biological process: translesion synthesis. Gene Ontology annotation, molecular function: DNA-directed DNA polymerase activity; damaged DNA binding.